Molecule: messenger RNA, 837 nt
Organism: Lachancea fermentati
Lineage: Eukaryota; Fungi; Ascomycota; Saccharomycetes; Saccharomycetales; Saccharomycetaceae
Source: the annotation of a GenBank genome assembly
AUGACUGAAAGAAACAUCCCUUUCCCUGAUAUCGAGCCAUACUUAGAGUUGAAAUUAGACAAGGAUGCGUCUGAACAGCAAAUAAAGAAAGCAUAUCGCAAGUUGAUGUUACUCCAUCACCCUGACAAGACGAAAGAAGAGGGCGCCCAGGAGCAGUUCCAUAAGAUACAGUUUUCAUAUGAAAUUCUGACUAAGUUCAAAGAGCUUUACGAUAAGACUGGAUCGGUAGAGGCUUGCUUUGAUAGUACUGAUUUAAGCGACUGGAAGGAUUUGUUUGACGUGGAUGUCGUGAUCAACCGCGUCACCAUCGAAGAGGACAAGAAGCUCUACAGGGGAAGUGAGGACGAGACUCAAGACGUAAUCGAGUCGUGGAUGAACAAUGCGGAAUUCAAGGCUCGCAAAAGGUUUCGGCCAGAUGAGGACCAAUUCAGCCUGCUUUUCCAAGAAGUGCCACAUCUCGAGCUUACUACAGAGGAUGAGGACCAUAUAUUUGUCAAAGUUUCUGAACUACUGGCAAGCGGUUUAAUCGAAGAUACCAAUCAGAGUUUCAGCCGUUGGAAACAGAAUCGAAAGAAGUUUCUUCGCACACUUCAGAAAAGUAUCGCCAAGGAAGAGGCCUUGGCCGAAAAAAUGCUCUCCAAGAUGGACGCUGCCAAGCGACCUCAAAGCGAAGCUCACUUGCAGCAGCUCAUUCGCAAAAAGAACAAGAACACUUGGGAUUCGCUAAUAUCAAAAUUGGAAAAAGAGGCCACGGGCAAGAAGCGCACACAUGCAGAACUUGAUGAUGAGGAGUUUGAAAGAAUCCAAAAAAAAUUGACUCGCAAGAAACACAAGUAG